AUGAAAUUCAUGACUAGUUUAAACGGUGAAAUCAAGGAUCUGAUCACUAAGAGCUUGGCUGACCCAAGCAAGGGUCAGUCGGCAAGGAAGACUCCUCUAGAGAAGAGGAAGCCAGUCAAAGAUAGGCAUCCAACUCCGCAUCUAAAGGAGAAGGCAUCCGGGACCAUUGACUGGUCCAAGAUUCUUCUGCCUAAGAGUAAUACCAAAAAUACCCGCCGGAGUGAACAACCGGUAGGAAACAAAAAAUACACUCUUGAUGCCCGGGAGAUUAUCACCCGCAAGAGGAAUCAACAGUUCUCUGAGUCAGCUUCCACUUCAAGCUUCCCAGACAGCUUUAAGAAUAUAUCUGCAGGGAAUGUGCAAUCCUUGCAUCAGAGACAUACAGACGGUAAUACCGUCCAUUCAGGGCCUCAGAUGAUUGGGAAUGCACCGUUGUACUUCUCACGCGUCGGUGUCGGCUCCCCUUCAAAGGAGUACUUCAUGGUUAUUGACACAGGCAGUGACGUCAGCUGGCUCCAAUGUCAACCUUGCUCCGACUGCUACCAGCAAAGCGACCCAAUCUACACCCCUUCAUCCUCCUCUACUUACUCCCCUCUCACGUGCAGCACACGUGAGUGUUCCACCCUCGAGGUCAGCGCGUACCGCAACAGCGCGUGUCUCUACCAGGUUUCCUACGACGACGGGUCCUACACCGUCGGUGAAUUCGUCACCGAAACGGUGUCGUUUGGCACCUCAGGGAAAAUCCCAAAGGUAGCAAUAGGAUGCGGUCACGACAACGAAGGACUCUUCGUAGGUGCUGCCGGGCUUCUCGGGCUUGGUGGUGGCCCGCUCUCAUUACCCUCACAAAUCAAGGCUACCUCGUUCUCCUACUGCUUAGUCGACCGUGACUCCCCCAAAAGCUCUUCACUCAAGUUCAACUCCGCGAAACCAGCGGACUGCGUAACCGCGCCACUGAUCAAGAACAAUAAACUGAACACCUUCUACUACGUGGGACUCAGUGGGUUCAGCGUAGGUGGUCAGCAGAUCUCCGUCCCACCAACAUUAUUCGAUGUAGACGAGUCGGGUUCGGGCGGGGUUAUCGUUGAUUCAGGCAUAGCCAUAACUCGGCUACCAACUCAAGCCUACAAUUCGCUUCGAACCGCAUUCACUCGGCUAACGCCGCACCUAAAGUCAACAACGGGAGUAACACUGUUUGAUACUUGUUACGAUUUCUCGUCAAUGAGUAGCAUGGGUGGAAUGGUGGUGGACUGGUGGUCCAAGGAGAAAGACUAAGAAAAAAAAUUAUUA
This is a messenger RNA of Chenopodium quinoa (quinoa), 1287 nucleotides long. RefSeq names its product protein ASPARTIC PROTEASE IN GUARD CELL 1-like. Gene Ontology annotation, biological process: proteolysis. The transcript has 2 exons. NCBI's taxonomy places the organism in Eukaryota, Viridiplantae, Streptophyta, Magnoliopsida, Caryophyllales, Amaranthaceae. Gene Ontology annotation, molecular function: aspartic-type endopeptidase activity. Bases 1 to 1272 code for a protein of 423 amino acids. The record is from RefSeq and is a predicted model, not a curated record.